UCACCCGUUGUUUGUGACAGUGGCAGUUGUCUUGUUCCAACUUUAAUUAGUUAACAAUUAUCUAAUUAACUCUUCCAACAUAUUUACUACCAUGGCUGUUUAUUUUCUCAAAAUUUCGUGAGAAUGUGGCCUAACCAAAAGUGUUAAGUUUUGGAUGUUAUUUGGAUUAAAGCUAAAAUAAGUCAACAAGCCCCCCCUCCUCUCUCCGUCUUGUAAUUGAAACACACACUCCAUACACGAGCGAUAAGCUUUUUUGCAUUGAAAAGUUGCAAGUGGUGUGUAUCUUGCUGACUGUUUCGACACCAUGGUACUCUCCCAAAGACAGCGUGAGGAACUGAACAAAGCAGUUGCGGAUUAUCUUAGUGCCAAUGGAUACCUGAACUCUUUAGAUGCAUUCCAAAAGGAGACAGAAAUGCCAGGAGAGAUUGACAAGAAAUAUGCUGGGUUACUUGAGAAGAAGUGGACCUCAGUCAUCCGACUACAGAAAAAGGUGAUGGACCUUGAAUCAAAAUUAGUUGAAGCGGAGAAAGAGGUGAAUGCCGGAGCCCCGACUCGUGGCAACAGAAGUCCUACAGAAUGGAUCCUUAGACCCCCCCCCCUUGGAACGAUUGACCUUGGUAAUGAAGUCUGUUUUGAAACGUUCAUCUAUACAUCUUCUGUUUCUCUACCCAGUGUUUGA
Molecule: messenger RNA, 679 nt
Organism: Octopus sinensis (East Asian common octopus)
Lineage: Eukaryota; Metazoa; Mollusca; Cephalopoda; Octopoda; Octopodidae
Product: lissencephaly-1 homolog
Exons: 4
Coding region: 305-679 (124 amino acids)
Molecular function (GO): protein binding
Source: RefSeq, a predicted model, not a curated record